Molecule: messenger RNA, 11126 nt
Organism: Ruditapes philippinarum (Manila clam)
Lineage: Eukaryota; Metazoa; Mollusca; Bivalvia; Venerida; Veneridae
Exons: 62
Coding region: 93-10103 (3336 amino acids)
Cellular component (GO): membrane
Source: RefSeq, a predicted model, not a curated record
ACAGAGGAAGUUAUGAUAACACCGAUAACAGCCGUAUUAAAUAGUCAUAUCAACUAACUGUUGAUGAGAUGUCGGAUUAAUCAUUUUCAUUUAUGAAGAUGAAGAAAGUCAUCUUUUUCGGCUUUAUCAUAUGUUUUGCGCUUGGAAAAGUCUCCACUGCUGAAGUGAGACUCGUCGGUGGACCAACAUUAUAUCAAGGGAGACUAGAAGUUAGGAAAAGCAAAAGUAAUCCCUGGGGUACCGUUUGCGACGAUCAAUUUGACAAUGCCGACGCUAGUGUAGUUUGUAGAAUGCUUGGAUUUGAUAAUACUGAAAGCUCGUCAAUAAUAGAUCCCAACAGAUUUGGACCAGGAUCGGGUAAAAUCCUAUUGGAUGAUAUGAAAUGUAUUGGAAAUGAAUCAGAUGUGUCAGACUGCGAAAAAAACAAAUGGGGAGAGAGUGAUUGUGGUCAUACUGAAGAUGUCGGUGUCAGCUGUCUUACACCCGCAAGGCUUAAAAAUGGGCUUCCUCCACAUUCUGGUAGAGUAGAAAUCCAGCGGAAAGGUUCUUGGGAAUCUAUUUGCUAUGAUGGGGUUAACCAAAAUACCGCUAAAGUUUUAUGUCGAAUGAUGGCUUUAAGCACCGGGGAUGUUGAAAUAAAGCCGAAUGAUAGCAACAAGAAUAUUUCAACAAGUAAAUAUUCGUGUAAUGGUACCGAGAAAGAUAUUUUACAAUGUCAUCUUUCAAAAAGUCAGUGUCAAACUGCAAGAAGUACUAGCAUCAACUGCCGAACUGAUGUGCGUCUAGCUGGUGGGCCUAAUCAACAGGAAGGAAGAGUUGAAAUUUACUUUCAAGAUAACUGGGGAACAGUGUGCGAUGAUUCCUUCGAUGAUAAUGCAGCUUCAAUUGUCUGUCGCAUGCUUGGUUUUAAUCCAAAUGGUGCAAGAGCGAGAGGCAGACAUUUUUACGGACAAGGAAAUGGAAGCAUUGUCAUUGAUAACUUACGAUGCUCAGGAAAUGAGGCGGAUAUCUCAGAGUGCAAGUCAAACAUGUGGGGGUCUCACACUAAUUGUGAUCACAAAGAGGAUGUUUCGGUAGAUUGUCGAACUGAAGUCCGUCUAACAGAUGGCCCAACACGAUAUUCAGGUCGCAUAGAAAUUAAAUCAAAGUUUUCAUGGGAUAACAUGUGCGAUGACUCGUUUGAUAACAAUACAGGAAUUGUCAUCUGUAAGAUGCUCGGAUUUGAAAGAGGUAACCUCACUAUUCACAAAAAUGCUUACUACGGUAGUGGAGCUGGAGACAUGGUUAAAUACAAACUGAAAUGUCAUGGAAACGAAACGGACAUUGUUAACUGUAGACAUGACCCUAUAAGUAGUUGUACUGGAAAUUCUAAUAUAGGAAUUAAUUGUUAUUCAUUUACUCCUAUUAGGCUUCAAGGGGGGCCAACAACAUAUUCAGGUAGAGUGGAAGUGUACCUGAAAGAACAGUCGAGUUGGGUUGGUAUAUGUAACGAAAACUAUGGAUUUACAAUUGACGACGCAAGGGUUCUAUGUAGAAUGCUUGGAAAACCUAACAUGAAUCCAAGUUUCCAAGAUGCAACCAAUAUUUAUGACUAUGUAAUACGGGGUGAAGCAAUAUCUGAAAUGAACUGCAGCGGGUCUGAGCAAGACAUAACCGAUUGUGUGUCAGAUAAACGAUGGUUGGAAACAUCUUGUAACUAUCCAAACUAUGUUGGAAUCAAUUGCGAGCCUGAAACGAAUGUGCGUUUGGUAGAUGGACCAUCUGUGAAAGCAGGAAGAGUUGAGAUUUUAUAUAAUGGUACAUGGGGAGGCGUUUGUGCUGAUGGAUUUGACAUUAAAGAUUCGGAUGUUGUCUGCAAUAUGCUUGGAUAUACACAAAAAUCGUAUCUACUUCAAAACGAUGAGUUUUUGCAAGGGAAUAUUUCUACACUGGUCACAAACGUACAAUGUAAAGGUCAUGAAAGGGAUAUUUCGGACUGUAGAUCAGAACGCUGGACGUCUGGUCAUUGUAGAAGUGGAAUAAAUGUCGGCAUAGCAUGUAAUAGCACAGUCCGUCUCGUGAAUGGAACGAGUGAACGCUCGGGUAUAGUUGAGAUUUAUCACAAACAAAAAUGGUGGACAAUGUGUAGUGAUAACAUCGAUGAGAAUGUUGCUGAUGUUGUAUGUCGAAUGGCCGGGUUUAGAUAUUGGAAUGCAUCUGUUCUUGAAGGGUCCUCGUUUAGAAAAGAUGCAAGGGAUUUCUUGAUCAAUCAAAUUACAUGUAAUGGUAGUGAAUCUGAUUUGGCAUCAUGUAACACUUCGCCAUGGAAAAACACGUCUUGUAGUAGUGAUCUUGCUGCAACAGUUGACUGCAAAAUUCCUCACACAUUAAUUCGUUUAGUAGACGGUAAGACCAGGUAUUCUGGUCGAGUACAGGUGUUUCAUAACAACAAAUGGGGAACUAUAUGUGCGUCACCGUUUUUUAAAGAAAAUGUCCAGAUAUUAUGCUUAUCUCUUGGAUACAAUUUUACAAGUGACAUAACUCAUUCGUACUACAGUUCAUAUGAUAACGUCAUGAUUUCGAACAUGAAAUGCAGUGGAAACGAAACAGAUAUCUCCGUUUGCCCGUCAGACUAUUGGGACACGGGCAAUGGAAACUGUGCAAGUUCCUACCAAUCUGUUGGCAUCAACUGCUUAACAACAGUUAGACUUCAAGGUGGCCGCACUAAAGCUAUGGGCCGUGUAGAAGUACAACACAAAGGAUCCUUCGGCACGAUAUGCAAAGAUAAUUUUGCUAAAAAUAACAUACCUGUGAUAUGUUCCAUGUUGGGUUAUAACUACACAAAAAAAUACUCUCCAGUUAGCAACGAAUUUCACAAUGGAAGUUUACCAAAAAAUCUUAUUCAAAAUCUACAAUGUAACGGCGACGAAAAGGACUUGCAACAAUGCAACUCGUCCCCAUGGGAGUUUGGAACAAACUGUUCCAACAUUAACACAGCUUCUAUCAGUUGUAAUACUCCUAUUCGACUUGUUGGUGGAAAUAACUGGCGAUCAGGACGCAUGGAAUUGCUGUUUCAAGAGAAAUGGAUUGACGUCUGUCACGUUGACAAUUCAUCAUCUUUGAAGAUAAGUAAAGUCAUAUGCAGGAUGAUGGGAUUAAGUACAAGAACAAUGAAGGUAUUCAACAUUAAUGGCAAUUCCUCGUCAAGUGGUAACAUAAGUUGCACGGGAAACGAAAAAGACAUAUCUAUGUGUAGUAUACAACCCGAGCAAUGUUCAGCAUCAAGUCGUUUGGGGAUAUCAUGUGAAACUCAAAUAGAAUUGAUAAAAGGCAGAACAGAUUACAUGGGGAGCGUUUCAUUUGAUUUAGACGGACGACCAGAAGUUAUUUAUGAAAUAAGUAACAACUUGUCAGCAGAUGUUGUUUGCAAAAUUUUAGGAUAUAAUUUUACAAGAUAUAGCCGAGUUCAGACAAACAAGGAGCUUAGGACUUCAAGCGCAUGCGUCUACGGUACGCUUAUGACUUUGAGUUGUAACGGAAAUGAAACAGAUAUAUAUGAUUGCAAAGACAGUGUGUGGAAUUCUGAAAGUUCUUCUUGCUAUGAUUUAUAUUCUGUUGUAAAUUGUCAGACACCUGUUCGGCUCACAAACGGAAUAGAUUAUCAAUAUGGGCAGCUUGAGAUAAUGGAAAAUGACUCUUGGGUUCCAGUUUGUAGUCAAGGAUUUGAUCUAGAAAAUGCACACGUUGUGUGCCGAAUGCUUGGUCAUAAACAUGUUGAAAACACGACUACAAUUGGUGAAGCACUUAGCCAAGGGCCUUUUGUAAGUGGUAAUAUUCAAUGCAACGGAAGUGAGGUAGACAUUUCAGAAUGUAAAAAUCAAUGGAUAAAGACAAAUUGUUCAAACAGCGGUGUUGUCGUCGUUGAUUGCAGAUCAAAAGUAAGAUUAGAGAAUGGCCCAACAAAAUUUAAAGGACGAGUUGAAGUACUUUAUAAAGGGAAAUGGGGAAGCAUAUGCGACUCAGGGUUUAGUCAAACAGUGAAGGUCAUAUGCAAAAUAUUAGGCUUCAAUUAUGCUGGUGCUAUCGUUCAUUCCGGACGGGCAUUUAGCAAUGAUUCAACUCAACGUGAGUACACUAUUCAAAAUCUAAAUUGUGUUGGAACAGAGGAUGAUAUAACGGAAUGUCCUGCUAGUGAAUGGAAGAAUGGAUUGAACUGUUAUAAUAACAUGCCUUUAGAAAUCGAAUGUAACACACCGGUGUCUCUACAAUCCGGUUCAAACGAGAACAUUGGGUAUGUGUAUGUCAACUAUCAACAAACUUCCCGAAGUAUAUGUGGAGAUAACUUUACACAAAAUGAAGCAGACGUUAUUUGUAGGAAAAUUGGAUCUGAAACAUAUCAGAAUGCCACCAUUUAUUAUGGAAAUAAGUUUGGUUAUACCUACUCGCACUAUCCUAUAAAUGAACUGAAAUGUGUCGGACACGAGGAUGAUUUGCAGGAAUGCAAUUCUCUUCCUUGGAAUGAAACUACACGGUCGAAUUGCAAUAAUUCAAACACAGUUGUCGGUGUGAACUGUCGCCCAAAGACACCUAUUCGGUUAACUGGUUCACAUGAUUCUGGUAUAGUUGAGAUAAAUUAUCAAAACAUUUGGGGACCAAUUGGUUACAAUAAUUUUGAUAUAAAGGAUGCUAGCGUUCUUUGCAAUAUGUUAGGUUUUAAAAUUGGUUAUCCUGGCAUUCCAAUUGAUACAACUGACGAUGCAACAAUUUAUAACUUGCAAUGCGAUGGUACAGAGUCUGAUGUGUCCGAGUGUACAUCGUCAACAUGGUACAGCAAGGGUUACGGUUGUCCUGAAACAGUGCAAGGAGAAAAUUUUAAAGCUACAGUUAUAUGUUCAAAUGAUCGAGUGCGUCUAUCAGAUGGUGUAAAUGAUUAUCAAGGACGAGUCGAGUUUCAAUCUAUUGGUAUUUGGGGAACAGUUUGUGAUAACAAAUUUAAUCGCCUUGACGCGGAAACUGUUUGUCGACAAAUAGGAUUUCCAUCGGAAAAGACUGCAACAUUAUACAACUCUUCACGGUUUGGAAGCUUAAACAGCAACUUAGUGGUUGAUGAAAUGAAGUGCAAUGGUACGGAAAAUGAUUUAGACGAGUGUGGUUCGUAUCCUUGGGCUGCAAACAGUUACAGAUGCCCUAGCGGCCACAUGGAUGCGGGAGUUAAUUGCCGACCAGUCACACCUCUCAAACUAGUAAACGCAACCAACAAAUAUUCUGGGCGUGUUGAAAUCGAAUAUAAAGGAUCAUAUGGAACAAUAUGUGACAGAGGAUUCGAUGAAAAUGAUGCAAAAGUGAUUUGUAGAAUGAAAGGUUUCAACCCAUUAAGUACCAUCGCUAGAAAACACGCAUUUUAUGGUGUGGGGUCUGGGAGAAUAAUAGUAUCGGAUUUGCAGUGUAACGGUGACGAGAAUGAUAUAUCUGAGUGUAAAACAGAAUACAAUUACCGAUGGGAUAAUCCGUAUCCGUACUGCACUCAUGCACAUGACGUAUCAGUCCAAUGUAAUACGCCGGUUCGUCUUCGUGGUGGAUGGACAUUAUACGACGGAAUAGUUGAAAUUUAUAUAAAUGGUUCUUGGACAUCUGUCUGCCAUGGUGACUUUACACAGGUAGAUGCACAAACAGUUUGCCAACUAGCUGGGCUUAACAAAAAUGGUAUAAGGCCCCAUAAUGUCACAAUAUUUAAAGGUCAAUAUUUUGGAAUGAAAGGGACACCAACACUUGGACGUCUUGGUUGCACCGGUAACGAGGACGAUCUGUACAACUGUGGGACCUCAAAAUGGACAACGGAACGGUAUUCGUGUAAUCCACGGGAUAUUGCUGCAGUAAAUUGUCAACCCGUAACAAAAAUCAGGCUGAUGGAUGGUGAAAAUGAAGUUAAGAGACCUACUAAAGAGACAGACAAUAUGAAAGGAAGAGUAGAGGUGUUUUAUAAUAAUGAAUGGGGAACAGUCUGCGAUGAUCAGUUUGAUGAUAGCGAUGCUCAAGUUCUCUGUAAUAUGCUGGGCUUUCCAUUUGGAAAAGUGGUUAAACAAACAGGAUAUUGCAAGGAAAACAAGUGUGGAAACAUUCUAAUUGAUGAUCUCAAUUGUCUUGGAAUAGAAAAAGAUAUAUCUGAAUGCAAUGCGAGAGAAUGGGGAACACAUAACUGUGAUCACUCAGAAGAUGUAUCUAUCAGAUGCUAUAGCAAAGUUAUAGACCCUUGUAAUGCAUCAGAAAACGUGCGAUUGCCUAACCUUGAAUUGAGAUAUGUUAACAUAGACACAACGCAUUUACCCAAGUCAAUCAACGAUUCGAAACUGCCGUUUCGCUGGUAUAAUGUUGGAAAUAAUACAAUGCCAAUAAAAUUAGAUUCCAAUAAUAGAUGUGGGACGCACCUUCCGAUAUACAGUUCUUCCUCAGUUGAGAAAAUUGGUGCAAAUAAAACUGCUACAUUUAAAGCUGUUGAAGUUGGGAACACAGAUGUUUUUUAUGACAUUGAAAUGAAGAACUGUGAUGACCAAUUUUAUGUUUAUAAACUAAGACCCACGGGUAACGAUGAAAGCGGAUACUGCUUCGGUGUGGGAUCAAAAGAGACGGCACCAACAUUUGUACCACCUAGCGUAUCUGUUUCAUUAGUGGCGAGCAAUCGUACAGUUUCUUUUAAAUGCAAGUUUGACCCUUAUGCUAAAGAAGACUAUUAUUAUCAAGUCAAAUGGCGCGUUGAAGACAGUUCUACAAAAGUUUUGACCAAGCAGUUUUUCAAAAAAGAUAACUUGGAUGGGCUUAAACUAACAGAGGACGACUUUCUAACAAAUAAUAUAGGUUUAGGAAUCAAUAUAUCAUGUGCAGUGCGGGCAUACAAGUCACGUGAUGGACUGCCAGGAACUUUAUCUUCCUAUUCAAAAGCUUCCUUUUUCGGCAUUGAGGUUCGCACGCCAUACAUUAGUCUUAGAAAUGGCGAGACAAAGUCGAUUGAGCUGAUUAACUUUGUACCAAUUAUUUGUCACACUGGAAAUGAAGAGGUGGACAAGUUUUUGAAUCAAGGAACAAAUUGUGAUGUUCGACUCCAAUAUUUUUCACCACAAUAUGGAACCUGUUCUGAUGGUCCAUCGUUCAAAGACGGAUGCGAUACCCAUAUAGCUAAUAAAGAUGUUGGCAACAUAAUUCAUGUUAAUAUAAGCUCGGCCGAAAAGGGACAAUAUGGAGUCUCAGGGCACUUCAAAGUCUACCUGUAUGUUGCAGCGAAAGAUUAUAUGAAACUUUGGAGCAAAACCUACAAACUGCCUGUUAUAAGUGUGGAUGUUUUGCCUGAGGAGCAAACAGAUUGGCGGGGUGCUAUAUGCAGUGCUAGAAAUGAUCCUCAUAUGUAUACAUUUGAUCAAAGAGCUUACGAGCAUCAUGAACAGAGUGGUGAAUAUAUUCUGUACCGACAUAAGAUUUACAAAACAGUUGAGAUACAACAUAAAAUAGCACCGUGUACAGGUGAUGACCAAUCGGCACAAUGUAACUGUGGAUUAGCCGUAAGAGCAGGCAGAGAUGUCUAUGUAAUUAAUGUGUGUGAUAACUUGCUCGUAAUUGGACUCACUCAUUGCGGCGACGAAGCGUUGACUAUUAAGAAAGAAAAUGAUUUUACCUACACAAUUUAUCUUCCUUUUGGAACGGCCGUAAGAGCAAGAAUUGACAAUCAGCCAUUCGCGGGCCAAGAAGGUGGAAAGGUUUUAGACAUAAAUAUUUUACCUUCAGUCCAUGACAAAGGAGGGAACAGCAGAGGUUUAUGUGGAACAUUAAAUAACAACACAAGAGACGAUUUUCAUCAUAAGGAUGAAAAAAUUGGAACUAUUAACAAUAGAACAGAAUUCAUAAGAAGUUGGAAAGUUUUGCCCAGUGAAAGUCUAUUUUCACUGCAAGCGGUCAAUGCUAGAGAUUUAGAGCCGUGGGUGUUUCCAAUGUGUACUUGCGCUUCUGAAACUUCGAACCCUCUGUCGUGUAACAGAAGCAUAUCCGAAUGUACACCCGGAAUACGAACCGGGCAGCACAGUUGUGGGGAGGUAUCAUCGCGACGGUCUGUUAGAUCUUUGACAAAGAGACCAAUAAUACCGAUUGUCCGGCGGACUGAUCAUUAUGCCAGACAGCAUAGAAUUAUCAGAAGAGAGAGUGACGAGAGAAGUUGGAACAGGGAACAGGCAACCACUCAUUGCAGGGAAUACUUUUCAAACUUGAAAGCCUUCGAGUUAUGUCAGAAGAUUCCAUCAACGCACACUAAUAUUUCGGAAGAGAAUUGUAUUCUUGACAUUCUGCUUACAAAUUCAUCUAAAUGGACAAGCAUAUCUAAACAAUCGAUGUUGGAUACCUGUCAAACAGAAAUCCACCGAAAUGCAAGUGUGAGACAAGUGUUAAUAGAGAAAGCGAAGAAUGCAACGAUUGCGGCAAACACAAAUUUAAAUAUAGGAACCACACUUCUCCCUCCAGCAGAGAUAAACGCGAUAGAACAAGUUGAACAAAUUAUACAAGAUAUCACUGAAUUAUCAUGUUUGAACAACUGUUCUGGGAAUGGAGCUUGUAAAAAUGGAACAUGUUCUUGCAAUAAAGGAUUUGGUGCAACUGAUUGCUCCUUGGAUAUCAAUAGACCCCCGCGACUACAAGCUAUUCUUGACAACGGACUAUGUGAUGAAAAUGUCUCCGAUUGUACUCAUAUUUAUAUUUUUGGAGAAAUCUUCGUUGGAACUAAUUUGACAUGCAAAUUACAGGAAUUCAGAAUGGCAGUUAAUGAAACACGAAAGAACACGAAAGUAUACCAUAUAAAAGGAAUAGCUGAAUCACUGAUAGAAGCAAUGUGUCCUAUAGCACACAUUAGCACAUCCAGAAAAAGAAGAUCAGUCACCAGUCCUGUAGGAUCUCAAGUUGAUUUUGUCCAUGGUUAUGAAGUUUCUGUCAGUAACGACGGAUUAAAUUACGGAAACAAAACGUUUGAUGUAUAUGUCUUUGAUUCAACUUGUCAAACCUAUAAUAACCGGUCCGUGGGAAUGACCUUUGGACUGAAGGAUGGAUUCUGUCACAUUGAAGGGAAGUGUGUACAGAACGGCACACUAUCCAUGCACCAAACUAUGAUAUGUGAUACACGUAUGAAUAAGUUUAAUUGGACGUUAAAACAAACUACAACAACCGAACGGGUUACAUCGCCAACAACAACUUCUAGUUUCAAGACAGUCAAUCCAAAUAAAACUAUAGCUGAAAUAGUAAAGUCAGAGCCGGAUCUUGCUGCGUACAGGAUAGAGCUGACAAUUGAUGUAAAACUCGAUAGUUCCCACGAUAUCAGCAAACCAAACAUAUACAACGAGGUCUUGAAUGAAACAAAAACUUCUCUGAUGAAAUAUUAUCGACAAACACUUGGCCUUGGACUUAAGGACGUUGUUAUAAUUUCUCUAAAGAAUGGUAGCCUCAUUGUUAAGCAUGCAGUUAUUGCAAAGACGGAUGAUUUUGUCAUAAAGGCAUUCUCUUAUGCAAUUACUGGUCUGUCAAAUGGAAAACAAAUAAAGCUAUUUGGAAACUCUCACAGUGUCUCAAAUGUGGAGAUUGAUGGGAGGAAAGUUGGUGUUGAAUCAGAACAUUUCCAGGACUUUCUUCUUUGUGAAAGUUAUACACAACUGCACCAAUGCAUGGAGCAUGAAGAAUGUGUAGUGGUGCAAGGUGCUGCAACAUGCAAGAAAUUAUCUCAGGAGGCAUCUGAAGGUAAUACAAACAUGAUCAUCAUAAUCUCGUCUACUGUUGGUGGAGUCCUUGUUAUUGUCAUAUUUGCGCUGGUCACGGUCCUAUGUUGUAAAAGAAAGAAAAACAAGAAUGGGUUGAAAAAUCGCAGACAAACAACUGUCCAAAACGAGUACGAUGGCAUCCCUCUUGAUUCUGUAUCAAGAAGUGAUGAUCGUGGAAAGAAACAGGGUCAUGACAAUAGGGCUUACAAGGGCGAGUCAAAAGAUUCAGCAGUCGAUGAUAUGACUCUUGGUUCCGGAUCAGUGUAUAAUGACGGGUCCUACGUAGAAUCCAAGGACGGUUACAUUUAUUACUAUGGAAAAAACAAACAGGAUGAUCGAUUAUAAUCAAAACAAAAACGUUGAUUUUCAAAUGAUUACAAACAUUUUAGAAGUUUUCAGUUUUUAUGAAUAAUUCAAUAUAAAACUGUGUAAUUGUUAUUCUAUUUUAUUUGCAAAUAUUGCAAUUUUUUUAUUAAUCAGAAAUUAAAUAAAUUAUAAUAUACUAACCUAGAUCAAUUGAAGAGAGAUAGGUAUUUUCUUACACAUUUAAAUAUAAAAAUAAUGAGGUUAACAACGAAACAAUAAUCGGCGAGCUCGAGAUAACCUAACCUUAGCAUAACAUGCAUUAGAACAUUGCAAAUUCCUAAAAAAACAUCAAAAAUAGCUGGCACCAAGUCUUGACGAUAACAAGGAAUCGUUGAUUCAAAAAUUAAGAUAUCUUAUUUAAUUUUUAUUUUGUCAAAUUUAAAAAUGAAUAUUGUAUUUACAUGCAUGUACAAAUAAUUAAUGAUUACAAUAAACCAACGCAAAGUGGCGGCAUGUCUGAGUGGUUAACGCGUCGGACUAGUAAUCUAAUGAUCGCUAGCUGCAUGGGUACAAACCCUGUCAGGGGCAAGUCGUUGUUUCCUUGAGCAAGAAACUUUACUCUCAUUGCUCAGUACUGGUUGGUUCCAGGAACGGAUUUGAAAGUGUAUCUAUAAGCUUAUAGCUUCCUACACAAUCGAACUAAAAUUAAUUCAGUAUAAACCAAACCAACACAUAAAAAAAUUGUUACUAGGUGUUAAAACGUUUGUGGUGCUGUUUGUAGUAUCUUUAGUCAGCAUUUCAUGAUUUAUUACUAAGCCGGUGCGGCCGGGAGUUUUUUGGUUGUUUAGUUUUUUUCUUUGUAAAAGCAAGUUUGCAUAAUAAUAUUAUUGUUGUUUGAUACUUCUAAAUUCCUUAAGGUCGAAGUCUCUACAAUGUUGAUUUAAUUAAUAUUUGUGUAGGGGAGAGGACACUUUCUGUACCAUCCCAAAAAUGUAUUAUGUUAAUUCACAUUUGAAAUGUAAUGAUGCUGAAUAAUUGUUGAAUAAAUAUGUUUAAACCUUA